AUGAAAUAAAUAUCAAAUUCUUGGCUUAAUUCCAUGUUAAACAUAAAGCUUUACAGGUUUAAUGAGCAAUAAUCAUGUUCAUACAAUGAAUAUGGGAGUUUAUACUGCAAAAACCCCACACUUCUUCAAACCACUGAAGUCAAAGAUGGUAUCUACGAUUAUUUUACUUUACCAAAGGCAAAUGACCAUCAGCAAAAAUAAAAAAAUCAACUUUCCUUAAUUAUAAGGUUCUUAAAUGCGAUGGAUUAACCUCUAUUCAAGUUGCGUGUUGAAAGCUCCCUACACGCGACACACCGACAAAUUGCAAAAAGGCGUCCGGAAAAACAUUUCACAAAAUGCUCAUGAUUCCAUUUACAGUUUGGCCUCAGCUACAAGCGUCACACAAAAUGACAUUGUUUCUAACUACAUUGUUGCUGGUUGGUUCUAGCCUUAUAAUCCACUUCAGGGCCACUGAAACAGCAGGAAUUUUUGGUGAAAAUUAUCACGACCCGCACUUUAAGGAUGGAAGGACAGUCAUUGUGCAAUUAUUUGAAUGGAAAUUUGUUGACAUUGCAAAGGAGUGCAAGCAGAUGUUGGGUCCAGGUGGAUUUGGUGGCGUGCAGGUAUCUCCGGUAACUGAAAACGCCAUCAGACGAGACUUUGAUAGGCCUUGGUGGGAACGUUAUAAUCCAAUUUCAUACCAAAUAAUAACAAGGUCAGGCAACCGAGACGAAUUAAAGGAUAUGAUACGGACAUGCAAUGAUGAAGGUGUUCGAAUCUAUAUAGAUAUUGUGAUCAAUCAUAUGGCCGCUCCAAUUCCGUUCGGUAACUUCAACUACGAAGGAGUAGACGAAGUUGAAAAUUUAGAAAACGCUGAUGUUUUGCUGGAAGGAACUGGAGGUUCUCAAGCAAAUGCAAGUGCACGGGACUAUCCAGGGGUACCAUACACGUCAAGCAAUUUCCAUAAAAAAUGUUCAAUUAAUGAUCGUUCGGAUGGGCAGCAAAUUCGAAAUUGUGAUUUUUUACAAUUACCUGAUUUAGAUCAUUACCAAGAUUCAGUAUUUGAAAAAUUAGUAAAACUAUUUAAUGAGUUGAUUGAAAUGGGAGUGGCUGGAUUUCGAGUUGACUCAGCAAAAUACAUUUGGCCAGUGGACUUUAAGAAAAUUUUCGAAAAACUAAAUAACCUAAACACCGACUUUGGCUUUGCGGAGGGCAUGCGUCCAUUUUGUUUGAUCGAAGUUAUUGAUACUAACCGGGAAGCCAUAUCAAAAACCGAAUACUCAGGCUAUGGCGUUGUGACUGAAACACAACACGCAAUCCAAAUUGCAGAAAUUUUCAAUGGGAAAAAGCCUUUGAGCGCACUCUUAAACUGGGGACCAGCCAUGGGAUUCCUGCUGCCCCCUGAUGGUUUAGUCUUUGUAGACACCCAUUACACUCAAAGAGGCCAUGGACUUGGCGGUAACAUGGAUCCCGAAUCUAUUUUAAGUUUCGCGAGACCAAAAAAAUACACUAUGGCUAUAGCGUGCAUGCUUGCCCAUCCAUACGGGAUUAAACGGAUUAUGAGUUCGUUUCGAUUCAAGAACCCUGACCAAGGACCACCGGCCGAUGAGGACGAAGCAAUUGUAUCACCAGAAUUCAAUGACGAUGAUGGACAGUGCGUCGAAAAUUCGGAAUGGGUGUGUGAGCAUCGGUGGAAUGCGAUUGCAAAUAUGGUUGCAUUUGCGAACUAUGUCACGGGUGAGGGUAUUAAUAGCUUUCAGAAUGCUGGACCAAAUCAUGUAGCAUUUUGUCGUGGCAGCAAAGGGUUUUUGGCUAUCAACAACGACCCGGGGCUUAAUUUCGAAAGAAGAAUGUAUGCAUGCGUGCAACCUGGAGAUUAUUGUGAUGUGAUAAGUGGCAGCUUGGUAGAUGGCAAUUGUACUGGCAGACUAGUUACAGUAGAUGAACAAAGAAUGGUCGUGGUUAUGUUGGCAGUUGAUGAUGAAAAUGGGGUAUUGGCCAUUCAUGAAGGGGCCAAACUUGAAUAAAAAUCGUGUUGACAAUCAAAAGAAAAUUAAAUAAUUAAUCAAAUUGAUCAUGAGUUUGACACUACCUAUUACUAAUUUCAAUGUCUUUAUCGCAAUUUUAUAAAGAAAACAUUUUCAUACACACCUUUUGACCCAAUUUAGCUGUUGAAAUACAAAUUAUUUUGGGUUAUCUGAAAUAAAAAUCACCCUCUUGUGGUUGGUGUUCAAAGAAACAUAGCCAACAAUCUCUACUUUAGAUGGAUGUGACGAAAUUCCAAAAUAAUCAGGAUGGAAAUGGCAGUGUUUGGCUUUGGUUAAACAAUAUUAAUUGUUACCGGAUACAUUUUUUUUUUAAACAUCAGGACAUUGUUUAUUUUUUUUCCACAAGAAACACAUCGAUGAAUCAUUCUUUUUUACUGUUGAAGGAGAAGGUACUUCAAAUAUACUCCUGAGUAAUAAAUACACAAAUGAGGAAAGGAAACAGCCUUGAUAACUUGAAAUGUUUAAUAAAAAAGCAGUUCUUUUUUUUUAUAAUUUUUGAACUAUUUAAAAUUAAAUGGAAAAAAAAUAUGAAAUAAGACCGGGCUGUCUAAUGUGGGUACAAGAUUCAAGAAAAAAAUUAUUUUAAGAAAGGAACAGAAAAAACUUUGCUUGGCAGAUACGUGCUUAAUGCAGUAAGGAGACGAAA
Episyrphus balteatus (marmalade hoverfly) is the source of this 2673-nucleotide messenger RNA. Its product is annotated as alpha-amylase A-like. The transcript has 4 exons. NCBI's taxonomy places the organism in Eukaryota, Metazoa, Arthropoda, Insecta, Diptera, Syrphidae. Gene Ontology annotation, molecular function: alpha-amylase activity; cation binding. The record is from RefSeq and is a predicted model, not a curated record. Gene Ontology annotation, biological process: carbohydrate metabolic process. The coding region runs from base 336 to 2006 and encodes 556 amino acids.